AUGGCUUCCAAUAAACCUAAUAUACCAUGUGGACCUUGUCAAGAAGGAAAGGUAAACAAUGAAGCUGACAUCUGGUGUAACAACUGUGAAGAAGGAUUAUGCUCAACAUGUUCCAGUCAUCACAAACGAUCCAGAGGAACACGUAAUCAUAAGACUAUAGAUAUUAAAAGCUAUAAACCAUCCAUUCCUACUAUUACAACUGAGUGUGUCAAACAUGGUCAACAGCUCAACUUGUAUUGCCCCAGUCAUUUAAUGCCUUGCUGUGAUGAAUGUAUUUCAACUAGUCAUUCAAAAUGUUCUGGAAUCAAAAGUUUAGCUGAUGUUGUGGAGAAAACAAAAAUUGAAAAGUCCACACAGUCUAUAGUAAAACAAAUUGACUCCAUCAAACAUUUUCUGGAAAAAUUGAUUGAAAACAAAUCUAUAAACAUAAGCAGAGGUGAACAAGAAAACAAAAACAUCCAAAAACUUAUUGUUGAUAUUCGCACGAAAAUAAAUAGUCAUUUAAUCAGCCUGGAGAAGAAGUUUUGCAAUGAAGCAGACGCCAUCUUGAAUCAGGAAAAAUCUAAAGCAACAGAUCUAAUCAGUGAAAUUGAAGGAAAACAGAAAAAAUUACAGGAAAUCCAAGACCACUUACAUACAGUGAUAUCUAACAGUUCAAAACUGCAAUCCUUUCUAGGAGUACAUCAGAUUGAACAACAAGUACACCAAUGUCAACAAUAUGUAGACGAUCUAGAAAAUGAUGACAGGGCAAAAGAAUUUGACAUCAAAAUGAAGCAAAAUGAUAAAAUAGAGAAAAUACUUAGGAAGUUAGAAUCUCUGCAAACUCUGGGAGAAGUGAUGGUUGGUAAAACAGAUAUAGACUUGAAUAGAGAUACAAGUGUGAAACGGGAAGCCCAAGUAGAAUCAAGAGAACAAUCCAACAUAAACAACAUGACAAUGAAUAUUGAAACAAAGAUGGAGAUCCAUAUAGUGAAACAUAUUUGUGACAUGAUUUGUCUGAUGGAUGGAAGAGUUAUGGUAGUGGAAUGGAGAGGUAUAGUUAACCUACUUACUUCAAAUGGCAAACUUGAGAAACAGAUUCCUAUAUCUGGUGAAGGCUUCUGUGUUACACAGAUCAAUCAGAACACUAUUGCCAUAACUUAUCCUAAUGAGAAAGCCAUUAAGAUCUUCAAUAUGGACAAUGAAUUAGUUACCAAAGUAAUCACAUUAGACAAAGCAUGCUAUAGUUUAUCAUUCUCUAAUAAUUCUCUGGUUGUAGGAUUGAAUCAGGAUGAAAUCCGUAUUAUAGACUUAGAAGGAAACACACUGAAGUCAAUUCAAUUCCAGUGUAAAUCCCCACCGUAUCACCUUGUUUAUUGUAAUGACAGAGUAAUCCAUAGUGACUAUAAUGGUAAUGCCGUAUACUGUGUUGAUGGAUCAGGUAAACAGAUCUGGGACUAUAAAAAGGAUUUAAAAGGACCUGUAGGACUAUGUACAGAUACUUAUGGUAACAUUAUUGUAGCAGACAGAUACUCUGAUAGAAUAAUAGUGAUAUCAAAAGAUGGACAGAAUAGUAAAGUAUUGAUCAGUAAAGAGGAAGGGCUAAGGAAUCCUCAGUGUAUUUGUUUAAAACCUAAUGAGUCUUCAGGUUAUAUUAGUGAUCGCAUUGGCACAUACUUAGUAAAAUUCAAUUUAUCUUCUGGAUAA
Messenger RNA from Mytilus trossulus (common blue mussel), 1686 nucleotides. RefSeq lists its product as uncharacterized. The record is from RefSeq and is a predicted model, not a curated record. Gene Ontology annotation, molecular function: protein binding; ubiquitin protein ligase activity; zinc ion binding. Lineage: Eukaryota; Metazoa; Mollusca; Bivalvia; Mytilida; Mytilidae. The transcript has a single exon. Gene Ontology annotation, biological process: protein monoubiquitination. Bases 1 to 1686 code for a protein of 561 amino acids.